Messenger RNA from Pygoscelis adeliae (Adelie penguin), 3035 nucleotides. It is a transcript of the gene CLN8, whose product is annotated as ceroid-lipofuscinosis, neuronal 8 (epilepsy, progressive with mental retardation). Gene Ontology annotation, cellular component: membrane; endoplasmic reticulum. Bases 102 to 959 code for a protein of 285 amino acids. Gene Ontology annotation, biological process: lipid homeostasis. The record is from RefSeq and is a predicted model, not a curated record. The transcript has 2 exons. NCBI's taxonomy places the organism in Eukaryota, Metazoa, Chordata, Aves, Sphenisciformes, Spheniscidae.
GGUUUGCAUAAUAGCAGAGGCUGAAUACGCAUAAAGGAGACUAUAGCGCGGGUGAGAAGUGUCAAGCCCCUUGCAAGGCUUUGCUCUGUAAGAAAGAAGAAAUGAAUCCUACAAACGAUGAUCAAGUGUUUGGGACGAUUUUUGACUGGGACUAUCUCUUAUGGGAAGUUCGUUUCACAUUUUUAGCUGCUGGUUUUUUAAUCUACUUGGGAGUAUUUCUUCUGUCUCACUGGUUGUCUUCAUGGAUAAGUAGCACUUAUCGUGCCUUGUAUGCAAAGGAGAAGGUGUUUUGGAAUAUGGCGGUCACACGUGGUGUGUUUGGACUUCAGAGUUGCGUUGCUGGGUUAUGGGCUUUGCUCAUAGAUCCUGUUUUUCAUGCUGACAAAGUGUAUUCACAGCAGAAGUGGAGUUGGUUUAACUGUUUAAUAGCGGCUGGAUUUUUCUUGCUUGAAAAUGCAGCUGUUCACAUGUCCAACAUUAUUUUUAGAACAUUUGAUGUGUUCUUGGUAGUUCAUCACUUGCUUGCUUUUGGUGGCUUGGCUGGUCUAGUAAUUAAUGUGAAAUCUGGACAUUAUCUGCCUUUGAUGGGAAUGUUGCUGGAGAUGAGUACUCCCUCAACAUGCAUUUCCUGGAUGCUUCUAAAGGCUGGCUGUGCUAAUACCUUCUUCUGGAAGGCAAACCAGUGGGUGAUGAUCCACCUGUUUCACUGCCGCAUGAUUCUUACUUACCACAUGUGGUGGGUGUGCAUUUUCAAUUGGAAUUCUGUGAUGGAAAAUCUGGGACUUCUUCAUUUUAUUGUUUUAUUCUCGGGAUUAUUUGCUGUUACGCUAAUACUUAACCCAUACUGGACAUACAAAAAAACUCAGCAACUCCUCAGCCCAACUGACUGGAACUUUGAAAAUAAAGCAAUGGAAAAUGGAACAUUAAAUGGUGAAACACAUCAAAAGAAGAGCAUGUAACACUGAAACAGCUGUUUCCUAGUAAGGUAGUGGGAGAAUACAAUGCGAAGUAAUUCUUUGCCCAUGAACUAGAAACUUUUUCAAGAAGCUCAUUAACACUGAUUCCUUGCUGGUAAUAUUCUGUAUGCAUCAGAAGUAUUUAAAAGCGUUGUUUGCGUUUCAUAUGUGCAUACACAUAAGAUCUUCAACUUCUUAGUAACGAAUUACCCCAACGAUUUUGUCAGGUAGGACAGUAUUUCAUCAUUUAGUAGUGACAUGCUCUCUAAUGGUAUCCUUUGUCCUAAUGCUUCAAAGUGGCUUUACAGUUAAUUUGUCUAUUAAGCUCAGCUUGAAUCAAGUUUAGCUUGAAUCGUAUUUCUCAUGUGGUGGAGAUACUGAUACUGGAAAUUAUGUUAAGUUAUUUAUUAAGAUCAAUUACGACCCAAGUUAGGUAUGCAUGGGUACCUAGUUCCUGUGUGCCAUUAAAUCAUUCCAAGUGGCUGAAUUGGUCACGUGGCAGAAUGCAGUCAUGGCUGGGGUUUGGGUUGGUUUUUUGGUUCUUUUUUCUUUUAAGUGCACUUGAGGAAGAGGAAGAUAACUGUUUGAGUGUUCACUGUCAAAGUGAACUGUAGUUUCCAGGUUGCCCUCAGUAUGGGAGGAGUUCAUAUUCACCACAAACUUUCAUGUGGGGAUGCAGGCAUUCGUUAGACACGUGGUCUAGCUAGGUAAUCAUAGUGGUCCUUUCUGGACUUGAAAUCAAUGAAAUAUGAGAGGCAACAACAGAAUGUUUGGCUCUGUUUCAUCCUUGAAGAGAUUGCUGGUUGACUGAUAAAAUUAUUUUCUUUGUAGGUCCCACAUGAGUGGUCAUGCAAUUAGUUCCACUAGUGCUCCUGUUAUGGUUCCUCCCAUUUUUGGAAAUUCUCUUAGUUAUAGAGGGUUUUAGAAUCUGAGGUGACUCCUCUGUGGAGGAAAGCCCAUGUCACCUCCUUUAGUUCAGUUGUUCUUUUAGUAUUUUUAUUUUACUUAGAAUAACAUACAAAGUGACGCUAACAAUCGUUUGCACUUUAUCUGCCACAUCACUAAAUCUUUCCUUGACCUAAGGAAUAGGGUUGCUUUUUAGAUAGGGGCUUGGCAAAUUGUGGUGGAUGUUCUCCCACUAACAGUAUUGGUCUGACAGUUCCUGGGUGAGAUGUUGGACAGCAGAUGAAGGUAUAAAGAUCACAAUAGAAGACAGUGACGCCUAGUGGCAGGAGAGCCACAAAGAUAGUAGUUUUGGUGCACUGAACUACUGAGAUAAAAAGCCUGUCAUUUGAAACUUUGUCGUAUAUUGUGACGUGACUGCUACAAAGAUUUAUUUUCCAAAGUAGUAAGACUGGGCAAGCCCAAGCUGUGAAGAAUUUUAGGUCAAGGCAUGUGUUAGAAGCUUUGUGUACUGAUCUGUGGUUGAGCACAUUGUUUUAAAUGUGUAAGGGAAGCUCUGUUUGCUGUAAACAAGCCCAUUUUAUUAAUUUUUGGUGGGAAUGUCUUUGAUUUUGUUCUGAGCGAAGGGAGGAAGCUAGUGGUCAGGUUGCUGUGUUCCUAACUAGCUUUGUGUGAGCGCAGAGUUGAAGAGCUGCUCUAUGAGGGAGAGGAAACUUCUUACUAUGAGGUCACAAAUGUAUAGCCUGAUCUUGAUAAUGAUGAAGUGGUGAAUAUCUGAAAUUGCCCAUUCAAUACUAGGCUGAGAGGGUCAUAGUAAUUUUACACAGCAAUCCUGUCUGUUAUCCUGCUGAUAUUCAAUAGAGAAAAUCUAAAUUUUGUGCUACCUUCCUGUUUCUAAGCAGGCCAGAAUGAGGUUGCAGUGUUUUGGCAGUGUCACCUGUCUGGAUGCCAUCCUAUAGAAAAAAAAGCGUUCUCUAAAGCUUGAAAUUGCGUACCUCUCCUGAGGGGCUGUGUCGGGGAGAGUAAUGUUAAAAGUAUUUUAGAAGAAAGCAGAGGGAUGAAUUCCUCAGAAACAGAACCCAAAUAUGUGAUCCAAAUGUAUAUCAUGCAGAAUCCAAACCUCACUUGCAGGAGUUCCAGGGGGGAAGGUGGUGGAUAAGUCAAAAUGAUAUCAAA